Molecule: messenger RNA, 867 nt
Organism: Fragaria vesca subsp. vesca
Lineage: Eukaryota; Viridiplantae; Streptophyta; Magnoliopsida; Rosales; Rosaceae
Product: putative F-box protein At3g16210-like
Exons: 1
Coding region: 1-867 (288 amino acids)
Source: RefSeq, a predicted model, not a curated record
AUGAAGAAAGCUUGCCGCAUUCUCCAACUUCCGGAUCACAUACUCGUGGAAAUAUUUUGCAAAAUCUCAGCGAAAACACUCACCCAAUGCAGAUUUGUGUGCAAGUCGUGGCAUAGUUUCUUCAAAGAUCCCCAGUUAAUCAAAGACCUAUUUUCAGGAACACUGCCCUCACCCUCCUCUUCCCUUUUGAUAUAUGGUUCAACUGACUGCAACAACAUCACAUCCGAAGCUUAUCAUGAAGACCACUUCUACUUCUUAAUCGAUUGUGACAAGGCCUCGACGAGUCGCCGGAGACGACAUGGCAAGGCACUGAACCCUUGCCCUAAAGACCUAGAGAUCAGCUUCUGUGUAGAAAUUGUGGGUUCUUGCAACGGCCUCCUGUGUCUAAACGAGCCAGGGCUCCAGUUUUACAUAUCCAAUCCCAUGACUAGUGAGUUCUCGCUUCUUCCAAUAUCAAAAUCUUAUCUUAAGAAAUACUCACUUAUUUUGGGGUUUGGAUUUAGUCCCAUCAGUAAUGUCUAUAAAGUACUGGAUAUUUAUAGAUUCCAGGAGUCUGCUAAAGUUGAAGCAAUGGUUAUGACUGUUGGCUCUGGUAUUUGGAGAAGCAUUGAUGCAAACCCUAUAAUGAGUAUAUCCUCCAAUAGGCAGCUGUGUCGCUCCCUAUAUGGGUUAUGCUUAUAUAUGACCUAUCUGAAUGGGUUUCUUCAUUGGGCUGUUCCUAGUAAUGGUUCUCUUUUGAUAUAUGCCUUUGAUCUUGAAACUGAGCAGUUCCAACAGUUACCACAUUUUGAUUUUGAAUCUGGAGGCGCUCCGUGUAACCUUGGAGUUUUGAGAGGCUGCCUCUCCGUACUUGUUCCAAAUAGUUGA